AUGAACCAUGACGAAGCAACAAAAAAUCAUCCUGGUGGUGAAAAUAGCAAGCCCUCUCACGAAAGAGAAACAAGAAUGUACAGCACGGAAGCGAGAGAUUACGCAUUUGCCAGUUUGAAGUUGUAUGUUUCGAACCUCAAUCCUAAAUGCACAGUAUUUUUCCAACUUCCUAAAUCAAAUGUUGCCCUCCAUGAUGCUGUUUG
Messenger RNA from Paramuricea clavata, 203 nucleotides. The record is from the annotation of a GenBank genome assembly. NCBI's taxonomy places the organism in Eukaryota, Metazoa, Cnidaria, Anthozoa, Malacalcyonacea, Plexauridae.